AUAUAAUCAAAUAUGAGCUUCUAGAUAAUUCUGGUUGAAUAUAAGUAGGAAAAUAUUUAAUACCUAUGUUUAUAAGUGAAAAAGAAUUUGUGAUAGCCUUUAUUAAUUUAUUUGAAAAAUAUUAUGUGUGAUCACAGAAAAAGACAACUCACUUAAGAUGAUUUGGAUAACUCAAAUAUCAUGCCUAGAGCACCUCUAGUAAAACCAUUGAAAGCUUCUUCCAUCUUAAUACCUGAACUAUCAUUAACAUAUGAAGGUCCAAACUACUUUAAAAAAAUUUCAUUGGCAAUACCAUCUGAAGAUGAAAAACUAGAAGGGUUUUAGUUAGCUGUCGUUGGCAAACACAUCAAAAAGAGAUAAAGAUUUUAAACAGAAGCUGCUAGCCACACAGUAAUUAAUAUGAUGGAAAGACAAUUACUAAGAAGAAAUUCUUCAAAAAUGCAAAUAGAAAACGAUUUAUUUUGA
Messenger RNA from Paramecium tetraurelia, 465 nucleotides. RefSeq lists its product as uncharacterized. The record is from RefSeq and is a predicted model, not a curated record. NCBI's taxonomy places the organism in Eukaryota, Ciliophora, Oligohymenophorea, Peniculida, Parameciidae. The transcript is spliced from 2 exons.